AUGUAUGCAAAAUGUGGUUGUAUAGAGAUGGCUCAACAUGUCUUCAAUUUGUUGCCUUCUAAGAAUAUCCGUACUUGGAAUGCCUAUAUUGGCGGUCUAGCAAUAAAUGGGCAUGGAAAAGAAGCACUAAAACAAUUUGGAUAUUUGGUUGAAUCUGGUACAAGGCCUAAUGAGGUUACAUUUCUAGCUGUUUUCACGGCUUGCUGCCAUUCUGGCUUGGUUGAUGAAGGUCGUAGCUAUUUCAAUCUGAUGACAAAUCCCCCCUACAAUCUUUCUCCCUUGUUAGAACACUAUGGUUGUAUGGUUGAUUUGCUCUGCAGGGCUGAAUUGGUGGGGGAAGCUAUGGAGUUGAUAAAGAAAAUGCCCAUGCCACCAGAUGUGCAGAUCCUAGGAGCUCUUUUGAGCGCCUCCAAUACAUAUGGAAAUGUCAAAUUAACCCCUACAAUGUUGAAAUCACUUCCAAAUUUUAAAUGCCAAGAGAGUGGUGUAUACGUGCUUCUGUCUAAUCUAUAUGCAACUGAUAAGAAAUGGGCAGAAGUAAGGAAUAUUAGGAGAUUGAUGAAGGAAAAAGGAAUAUCCAAGGCUCCAGGUUCUAGCCUUAUAAGGGUGAAUGGUAAGAGUCAUAAAUUUUUAGUUGGAGAUAACAGCCAUCCUCAAAGUGAGGAUAUUCACAUUCUAUUAAACAUCCUUGCCAAUCAAACCUACCUUGAGGGUUAUAUUGAUACUCUCUCUUGA
Vicia faba (fava bean) is the source of this 735-nucleotide messenger RNA. Lineage: Eukaryota; Viridiplantae; Streptophyta; Magnoliopsida; Fabales; Fabaceae. The record is from the annotation of a GenBank genome assembly.